UCGCCAGUGCGACGCCAGACAGCACUGCCUUGACUGGGAAGGUCAAUAGUGCCCGAGGGAAGGCGCGUGCCGACUUUUCGCCUGGGGUUACGGGCGCGUGCGCGUGGCUUCCCUGGCAGAGCGGAGCCCACAGUAAUCUGUGAGGUCCGUGGUUUGGCUCAGCCCUGGCGCAGACAUGCUGUGCCGGCUGGGCGGUAGGUGGCUGAGGCCGCUGCCUGCACUGCAGCAUGGGGCCCGGGACCGGCCGCUUGCGCCAGCCUCAACGGGCGGCGUUAAGCACUCUGCUCUGCCGGUGUGGGCGGUGGCGUCAGUCUCUGCAGUUGGCUCCGGCGGCCCUGGCAGCUGGUACGAGGCCCUGGCCACGUCGGCGCCGGUGCAUGGCACGGAGGAGGUGCUCCUGGGCGUGCACACCGCCACAGGUCUGCCCUGGUGGGCCUGCAUCGGUCUCACCACCGUGGCCCUCCGCGGCGCCGUCACGCUACCCCUGGCCGCCUACCAACACUACAUUCUGGCCAAGGUGGAAAAUUUACAGCCAGAAAUAAAAAACAUUGCAAGGCAUCUUAACCAAGAAGUUGCAGUUCGUGCAAAUCAGUUGAGAUGGUCCAAAAGAGUUGCCAGGCUCACUUAUCUAAAGAAUAUGCGGAGGCUUGUUUCAGAGCUGUAUGUUCGGGAUAACUGCCACCCUUUCAAAGCCACUGUUUUGGUCUGGAUUCAGUUUCCCAUGUGGAUCUUCAUGUCUGUUGCUCUCCGGAAUUUUAGCACAGGGGCAACACAUUCAGAAGCAGGUUUUUCUGUUCAGGAACAGUUAGCUACUGAUGGAAUCCUGUGGUUUCCUGACCUCACUGCACUGGAUUCUACUUGGAUUCUGCCUAUCUCCGUUGGUAUCGUCAAUUUAUUAAUAGUGGAGAUUUUUGCUCUGCAAAAAAUUGGAAUGUCUCGUUUUCAGAUAUAUAUUACAUACUUUGUUCGUGCGGUAUCAGUGUUGAUGAUUCCAGUUGCUGCAACCAUACCUUCAUCGAUUGUGCUCUACUGGUUGUGCUCCAGCCUCAUGGGCCUUUCACAGAACUUGCUGCUGCGCUCUCCUCGGUUUCGUCAACUUUGCCGAAUACCGUUGACCAAGUCAGAUUCAGGCACUCCUUAUAAGGACCUCUUUGCUGCCUUUUACGCCAAGUUCAUUUCAAAAAAAUGACAUGCUUUCCAUUAAUUUUGAAACAAUUGCCAGUGUCAUUAUCACAAUAUAUUUAGGUUUAGAAAUUCAGAUUUGAUUUAAUUUAUCUUUAAAACCAUGAACUGUGUAAAGUACUAUGGGUUAAAAUAUAAUCCAAAUAUAUUUGACAAUACUUAAAAUCCUUUAAGUGCUAGAAAUAUAUGUUUAAUUGUAUCUUAAAAAUACAAAAGUAGAAUCAAAGUGCCUUGUUCUGCUUAUAAAAUUACAACUUGGUAGAGGUGCCAGAACUUUGGAAAAAAGGAUUAGAUACUGAAUGAUGUCGAAUUAUACUGACCAAUCUCAUACAUUAAAGUUUUUUAAAGAGAAUACAGUGAGGUGAUUCUUAAAAUUUUGGAGAUGUGGAGGAUCAUAGACCCGUUUGCACGUCUGCUAAGGCUAUGGUUUUCUUUUCAGAAAAAUCCUGGGACUCAGAACAUGGGUGCCUUGGUUGAUGAGCCUCCCUUCCCAUGCCCCGAGGCUUUCUGGUAAUUCCUGGUUGAGAAAUCUUAUUCUAAUGGAACACACAAUGAUGAUGAGUUAAUGUGUGACUUUUAAAAAAUGGACUUGAGAUACAUGCAGUAGAGUAAUCCUUAAAGGAAGUACCUAAUAUGGUAGGUGAUACUGCCUUUCAGCCCUGCUCUGAAAGAAUACAAGAAGGGUACAUUCCUUUUUCUGUAUCUUAAGACUGAAAAAAAAAAAAAAGACUGGACUAGAGUAUAGCACUAAG
Mirounga angustirostris (Northern elephant seal) is the source of this 1934-nucleotide messenger RNA. Its product is annotated as cytochrome c oxidase assembly protein COX18, mitochondrial. Gene Ontology annotation, cellular component: mitochondrial inner membrane. The record is from RefSeq and is a predicted model, not a curated record. Bases 176 to 1189 code for a protein of 337 amino acids. Gene Ontology annotation, biological process: mitochondrial respiratory chain complex IV assembly; protein insertion into mitochondrial inner membrane from matrix. The transcript has 6 exons. NCBI's taxonomy places the organism in Eukaryota, Metazoa, Chordata, Mammalia, Carnivora, Phocidae. Gene Ontology annotation, molecular function: membrane insertase activity.